Messenger RNA from Hypomesus transpacificus, 6454 nucleotides. RefSeq names its product zinc finger protein 827 (gene znf827). Gene Ontology annotation, cellular component: nucleus. The record is from RefSeq and is a predicted model, not a curated record. Gene Ontology annotation, biological process: regulation of gene expression. Bases 346 to 4926 code for a protein of 1526 amino acids. NCBI's taxonomy places the organism in Eukaryota, Metazoa, Chordata, Actinopteri, Osmeriformes, Osmeridae. The transcript is spliced from 15 exons.
AGUGUGUGUGUCUGUGUGCGCGAGUGUGUAGAGUGUGCGCAAGAGUGUGUGUGUGCGAGUGUGUGUGUCUGCUCUGCUGUUGCUGCCCUUUGAUCCCUGCAUUAGUGUUAGUUAGGGGCUCGGAGACACACUCUUACACCGAGAGCAGCCAUAGUCAAGACACGGCAACAACAACAGCACCUCCUCCGCCUGUGUUCCCAUUCCCAACAAUACACUUUAAACCGAGGACAAGCCAGGUGCACGACCAAGUCCCUGCCAUCACUCGCGCCUACAAUCUCAAUGGGAAAAAACCUUUUUUCUUCUUAUCCCUAAAACAACGAGGAGAAUGUGAUAUAAAGGGGGAAAAUGCCAAGGAGGAAGCAGGAGCAACCCAAGCGCCUGCCUUCACAUGUGGACAACGUCGAGGAGGGCGGGCCGGAAGGCGGUCCUGUGGAGGACGAGGCCGGCUGGUUCGGGAACACCUCGGACGCUCGCUCCGAGUCGUCUUACGGUGACGCGCAGGACGAUGCGCUGCUCCCCAGGGGCUCCUCCCCCGACGAGCGCCAGGGCGCGGCGACGGCCUCUGGCAACCACGACACCUCCGGCGGCGAGAGUUCUCUGGGCUGCCCCACGCCUGUCCACCGCGCCUCCCUGGAGCUGCUGGGGCUGGACGGCCCCGGCAUGUUCUCGGCCCAGGACACUCUGUCGUCGGUCGUGUCGUCGCUCUACGGCGAGGCGGCCUCCCAAGCCCUGGGGAAACCCCUCAGUAGCAACCUGCGGCGCCUGCUGGAAGCCGGCUCUCUGAAGCUGGACGCUGGCGAGCUCCUGGGCCGGGCUGUGAGAGGAGGAGGGAGCGGGGGCGAGUCUCCGCCCAUAGGGUUAGCUCCGCCCCUGACCCUCUCCCCCUUGUCCCACCACGCUCAGCAGCUAAGUGCUCUUGCCCGGAAACUGGCCAACAACAACAACAACGCCAGCUCUGCCUCCGCCUCGCCCGCCUCCUUGGCGCCAUCGGCCGGUGUGAAGCAGGAGCCCCUGGACCCUUUUGCCUCGGUUGCCACCAGCAACGGCAGCGGCUUUGUCUGGGUGGGCGUGGCCGACAAGUGGCCUCUGGCCGGUUGCUCGGCUGGCGGCUCCAGCCUCUCGCCGGACUCGGCCAUCCAGAAGCUGAAGGCGGCGGCCAACGCCGUGCUCCAGGACAAGAACGCCUUAGCCUCCUCCUCCUCCUCUUCAUCCUCCUCCUCCUCUUCCACCUCCGCCUCGUCCGCGGUGCCGACCCUUGGCAGCGGGGGCCGCGGGGGGGAAGACGCGGUGCGCUUCGAUGCCUUCACCUCCCCCUUCAGCCCUCAGUCCGCCAGCUCCACCCUCGCCGCGCUCUCCAAGAAGGUCAGCGAGCGGAGCCAGCAGGUGUCGUCCGCGGGCGGCGCCGCCUCGGACCACCAGCCCUCGGCCAGCUCCUUCCUGUCGCUCGUCUCCAUGACGUCCUCGGCCGCCCUGCUCAAAGAGGUGGCGGCCCGGGCGGCGGGGAACCUCCUGGCCGCCGACAAGAAGGAGGCGUCGUCCCCGCUGUCGGUGGCCAUGCUCCAGGAGGACGUUAAGCCCCUGCUGGACAGGAACCAGCAGAAGACGCCCACACCCACCCAGGGGCUGGACCUCCUGCUGCCCUCCACCCCCAAGGGCAGAGCCAAGCCCAGCAGCCAUGCAGGUUCUCCGGAGGAUGUCGGCAAGCCGUUCCAGUGCCCCGUCUGCGGACUGGUCAUCAAGCGCAAGAGCUACUGGAAGAGGCACAUGGUCAUCCACACAGGCUUGAAAAGCCACCAGUGCCCCCUGUGCCCCUUCCGCUGCGCUCGCAAAGACAAUCUCAAGUCCCACAUGAAGGUCCAUCAGCACCAGGACCGAGGAGAGACGUUCCAGUGUGAACUUUGCCCUUUCACCUCUUCGCGCCACUUUAGCCUGAAGCUCCACAUGCGCUGCCACCAGCACUUCCCACGCAACGAGCUGAAGGUCAAGGAGGAGGCCACCACCGACACGGAGGGCGAGGGCUCCCUCAUGGGCGACAGCUGUCCCGGGCCGGGGGACCUGAGAGGGGCGGAGACCUCGCCCCUGCACUCCGACGUGGGUCUCCAAGCCUCGCCCCCAGGCGACGGCUCCUCCAACCACGUCCACAUCAAGGAGGAGCCUCAGGAGAGGGAGCUGUCGGUGCUCUCGCCCUUCGCCCUCUGCCGGGAGCGCCCAGGCAGCAGCGCCAACUCCCUGGACCUCUCCGUGGUUGGGGUCGGGGUGAGAUCAAGCCCCAGCGGGCCCACAGCCGCCUCGCUCUUCAGCCCGGACAUCACCACCAAGACGGCCACCGACCUGCUUAUGAAGCUCUCAGCGGCCAAUCAGAAAGAGGCCCUGAAGGCUCCGUUCCAUAUGAAGGAGGAGCCUCAGGCAGAGGAACACCCCCAGACCCACGGCCUGCCAGGCUACUCAGCGUUCUGCCAGGAUGGGGCUGCAGGGGCCCUGGGGGCCGCAGAGCGAGCCAGGCCCCUCAAGCCCAGGGAGGGCAGCCCCAUGGCCAAGAGCAACCUGCUGAGCCAGGACAUCAGCGUCAAGGUGGCCUCGGAGCUGCUGAUGAAGCUGUCAGAGAGCAACAAGGACGCCCACUACCAGAAGAUGGAGGUGAAGGCGGAGCCUAUGGAGGUGGACCCGCCCAGCGACCCGGCGCCCUCUCACCUGCUGGCCUUCAGCACUUUAGCGGCGUGCGAAAAGAACGAGCCAAUGGCCAGCCUCCCGGAGGGUCUGGCGCGCCCCCAGAAAGACCUCUUCUCCCAGGACAUUUCUGUCAAAAUGGCCUCCGAGCUACUCUUCAAACUGUCAGAAAAAGUCAGCAAAGCCAACGACCACAAAGAUGGCAACAUGGUUGGAAUGAGCAGUCCGUUUCUGGACGAGCGAUUCAGACAAUCACCCUUCAGCUCGCGCUCCAAGAGCUCCUCCCCCGCAGAGGCCAGCUCGUCCGCCAGGGCCAUCCUCCACGACCCAGAGAAGGGUGGCGGGGAGCCAGGGAACGGAGUGUCCCAGUGGAGACUGAGUGAGCAGCUGUACCCCUGCCCCGUCUGUGGCAAGGUGUUUGGUAGACAGCAGACCCUCUCCAGACACCUGUCUCUGCACACAGAGGAGAGGAAAUAUAAGUGUCACCUGUGUCCCUACGCAGCCAAGUGCAGAGCCAACCUCAACCAGCACCUCACCAUCCACUCUGUCAAGCUGCUCAGCACGGACGCUGAGCAGAUCGUCACGGCCGUCACCAACGACACAGCCGAGCGCAAGAACUGCCCCUACUACUACAGCUGUCACGUGUGUGGCUUCCAGACGGAGCUGAACGCUCAGUUCGUCAGCCACAUGUCGCUCCACGUGGACAAGGAGCAGUGGAUGUUCUCUCUCUGCUGCAGCGUCUGCGACUACGUCUGCGCCGAGGAGGCCGAGAUGAAGACCCACGUCAGCGCCGGCCACGCAGGUCUGAAUUCACGAAGCCCCCUGAGUGAGACGAAGAGCACCUCCUCCUCUCUCUCGGCCCUCAGCGAUUCGCUCAACAGCUCAGAGGGCGGAGACGUUGCCCACGGCAACGAGGAACUCAAGAACUUGCUGGCACCGCCUUCCUCCGCAGGCAGCCAAUCCAGCUCCGGCAGCCACUCGGGAUCAGGAAACGAAGAAAAGUCUGAAAAAGGCUUCGAGUGCGUGUUCUGCAACUUUGUGUGCAAGACGCGGACCAUGUACGAGCGCCACCUGCAGAUCCACCUGAUCACGCGCAUGUUCGAGUGCGACGUGUGCCACAAGUUCAUGAAGACCCCCGAGCAGCUGCUGGAGCACAAGAAGUGUCACGCCGUGCCCAGCGGAGGACUCAAGUGCCCCUUCUGCAUCUACUCCACCAAUCGGCCGGCGGCCAUGGAGUGCCACCUGAAGACGCACUACAAGAUAGAGUACAGGUGCCGCAUCUGCCAGGCGCUGCGGCCCGACCAGCCGUCGCUGGAGGCGCACGUGCGCGGCCAUCGCCUGGGCAACCACUACAAGUGCGAGCAGUGCGGCUACCUGUCCAAGACGGCCAACAAGCUGAUCGAGCACGUGCGCGUGCACACGGGCGAGCGGCCCUUCCACUGCGACCGCUGCAGCUACAGCUGCAAGCGCAAGGACAACCUCAACCUGCACAAAAAGCUGAAGCAUGCGCCGCGCCAGACCUACGGCUGCCCCGAGUGCCCCUUCGCCACCACGCACCCUUUCGUCUUCACCCGCCACCUCAAGAAACACCCGGCGGGGGGAGGAGGAGGGGGGGGAGAGUGGGGGGGGGGCGAGGAGGAAGAGGAUGAGGAGGAGGCGGCGGCCAGAGAGGCGACGGAGGAGGAGAUUGAAGAGCUGCUGCUGCGUGACCAGCUGGGGGGCAGGUCCUCCUCGCCCCAGGGGUCGUCCGCGGGGCGGGUCCAGGAGCACUUCCUCCUGGGGGGCGGGGCUGGGGGCGGGAGCAGCGGGGGCAGCGGCAGCAGCAGCCCCCUGAUGAGCCUGACCGCCUCCCAGGCCCUGCAGUCCGUGGCCCUGUCAUUCACCCUGGGGAGGUCGGCCCACCAGGAAGUCCCGCCCCCAGCCUCCCAGCACUACCUGGCCAACGCCAACGGAGGCGGGGGCGGCCCCAGCGGCGGCCUCUCCCUCUUCUUCCCUUCCUCCCGCCGCGUCUUCGAGGAGUACAGGAACUGCGAGCGGGCUCACCUGAUCCCCCUCACCACCCUCUUUUCCCAGCGCCGUUUCACAUUCCACCCCCCGCCCUCCUCCUCUUCUUCCUCCCAGCUCUUGCCCCUCUCCAGACUGCAGAAGUCCACCGGAGCCUCGUCCUUCCUCUCCUCCUCGCCCGCCCCCUCGCCCCCCUCACUCAAACACUCCUUCCUGGCCUACCUGGGACUGACGGAGAGGCCCAAGACCAUGUGACCUCGACCGCCCUCUCUGCUCUCUCCGCCUGUUUCUCCUCCGCUCUCUUCGGCCCUCUCUUAUUGGACAGUGGUGUGAAUGAUCCUUAAUCCACUGCAACGGGAGACACUUUCCAAUCAGACCAGCAAAAUAAGCUGGACCAGACAGACUCUAUGGUUGUUAUUGUAGACAGUGGGGGGGGGGGGGAGAUUUAUGAGAGAAAAAGGCUGUAUGUGCUAAAACGCAUUUAUAUCAAAAAGCUGCUUUUCUUAUCUCCUAUAUCGAUUGAAUAAUGAAAACAGUUUUUUUCCCGUUUUUUGGAAUUUUGAAUGACCUGGACCCAACUGCAUUAUCAGAAACGUAUCCCUUUUUUUUUUUUUUUUUUUACGUUUCAGUUUGACUCGGUUGUUUGACGAGAUAAAAUGUGUAAAGAAACAGAACUUGCAAGUGCUACAUUUUAGUGCAUUUUUGUCUUUUAUGCUACGCAUCAGAAUAGCAUGCCUGCCUCUGUGUUUCCGCUAGCUUUGACGUCAUUUCAGGGGAGCAGAUAUGAAUUACCCAGAAGUGUUAGCGAUAUGACCCCUGGACAGAACCAAUGAAACGGAGCGCUUUUGUUUUGGGGAAAAAAGCUUGUUUCCAAAGCAACGCCUCAAACCACGCACUUAAUUAUUUAUCAAACAUGUAUAUAGUUUUGUAGCCUUUCCCCCCUUCUCUCUGCUUUGGCCUCUGUUGGUUUUGUAUAAUGCAGAAAUGCUGACUGAUAUCACCUUGUCUCAGGCAACGGUUGUUGUGGUAGCGCAGCAUGGAUUUUGCAGUCGAUGUCGUACGUUUCAUUCUCUUGGCCCAAUGGCCAAUUAGAACAGCUGUCACUCCUUCGCCACCAAUCAGGCCUCAACUCCGACUCCGAGCCCUAUCUCCAAGCAUAUGUUGCCCAAACAUGUUCAAAAAUUCCACCUAACCAUCAAAACAGAUAAGCUGGUUCUACAGCCAUAGUAUGUAAUCAGUCUAAGGUUCCAGGUCAAUGUGGCGGAUGCUAUUCAGCUUCCUUAACUCACACCAGAAGAAGACUAUCGGCCAGCCCAACCCUGAGAUCCAGUGGGUAUCAGUCCUGGCGUCUGAUGUAGAGCUAUGUAGACGCACCUAUACUUAGAUGAGAAAAUAUGAGUGAACAGUUUUGUGGAGGUGACCGUGGCUCCGUGGGCCUAACCGGCCCACAGCAUCCGGCCACAACAGACCGAUUCUAUGGUGCUUUUGGGGCUUUUUUGUAAUUUUUGUGAAACGGAGAAAAAAAAAAGAAGAAAAAUAGAAACAAAACUGUUCCAAAAUGACUUGAAUGAAUGUAUGUUUUUCCGUUGAUGUAUCUGAUGAGAGAGUUCUACAGAGGUGUAGCAUGGCAGCGUUCUGCCGAUAAAGAGGACGAGAGGCGUGCCGGUGGCCUUCUGUGUUUAGCCUUGUUUUUUUUGUUUCUUGUAUGUUUUCUUUUUUUACUGAGCCUUUUGAUCGUAGGUGGAGAAUUUUCUACUAACAUCCAUUAUGAACCCAUUGUAAA